CACGCGCACGAGCGCGCGCCUGAUACCAACCCAGUGGAGAAAAGGAAUGGGGUCUUUCUGACUGGAGCACUUUCUUACUCUUCACCUCGCCUCUUAGAUUUCUUUUUUCCCCCUCUCUUUUGCGUUUGCUAUUUUUCCUCUUUGCUCUCGUUUUGUUUUUGUUUUCUUUUGGCCUUCUCCUCCCCCAACCACGGGAAGCUCAUUUGGAGUACCUCCUUGUGUCUCACUGAAUACACACAAGGAAAAUGCGAAAGGAGGGACGAAGUGGGGAGACUUGACAACUUUUAACUCUCUCUCUCUCCUUUUGGUGGUGACUGCACUCAGCGCUGAGGUUUGGUGGGGAGGUCCUGGUCUGGACUCCUAGUGGUUAAGUUUCUCCUUGAUGAUCCUGAUCUCUUGGUGGUUGCAUGGUGGUCCCAUACUCUUGGUGGUGGUUUGAAUGUCUGAGUCUUGGAGAGGCAUUGGUGUGACUGUACCUGGUAAAGAAGGGUUGUCAAGGACUUUGUUAGAGAUUGAAUUUGAGUUCUUGGACAAGUCUUCUUUUUGGAACCUCUGUUUCCUCUACAGUAGAUCAGGGCUAUGUUAAAAAAAGAUGUAGUCGUGGAUGGGACAAAGCUUGUGUUUUGUAGAAAAACUGAUGCUUCUGCGUCUGUCACAUCUUUGCUCUCACCUCUGGAAGCUGUGAGCUACUAAACUGGAGUUAGCUGAACUUGCUAAGGAAGCAGGCUACCUGGGCGUGCAUUUGCUUUUGCUCAGGCCAAAAGGAGGUUCAAGGUGACAGCCCAAGGCUGGGCGGUCCCAAAUAUUUGUCUUUUGUUUGAUUGCUACAGUCUGCAUCUUGAGUGAGUCACAGCCACUUGCCAUGGUGAAAUGGCAAAUCCCAGCUUCCUGUGGUUCCAAAAGUCUGUGACUGGAAAUCCACAAUUGAGCCAGUGGUUAAAGCCGGUUAAAAGACAGCCUGGGUAUUCUAGAAGUGUUUGAGAAUCGAGGAGAAAGCUUAUACAUAAACUCCAUGCUGUCUUCAGCAUUGUUUUUCAGAGGAAAUACUCAUUGCACUCUGGUUAGGGCUUAGUGUAUCUCUCUCUACCUACCUUUGACUUGGAAUGAGGAGAGGAGGAGAUAGGUUCUGUUGUAUUUUUCUGUUCUGUUCUCUCCCUUCCCCUGUUUCCUUCUUCAAUCCCCUCUCAUGCACAUGCGCACAUUAACCUUGAAGCUGAUGAGAUUGAGUGACUGGCACUUGGGACCACAGAGAAAUGUCAGUGUUUGGUUACAGACUCAAGAAAACCUCUCAUUUUAGAGUGCUCAUUUGGUUUUAAGCAAAAAUUUGAACUGUGAAGCAAGGCCUUGGGUGAAGACAAAAUGGCCUCACCGGCUGACAGUUGUAUACAGUUCACCCGCCAUGCCAGCGACGUCCUUCUCAACCUUAAUCGCCUCCGAAGUCGCGACAUCUUGACGGAUGUUGUCAUUGUGGUUAGUCGUGAGCAGUUCAGAGCCCAUAAGACAGUUCUCAUGGCCUGCAGUGGCCUAUUCUAUAGCAUCUUCACAGACCAGUUGAAAUGCAACCUCAGCGUGAUCAAUCUGGAUCCUGAAAUCAACCCUGAAGGGUUCUGCAUCCUCUUGGACUUCAUGUACACAUCUCGGCUCAAUCUGCGAGAAGGCAACAUCAUGGCUGUGAUGGCCACAGCCAUGUACCUGCAGAUGGAGCACGUUGUGGACACGUGCCGGAAGUUCAUCAAAGCUAGUGAAGCAGAGAUGGUUCCUACCAUGAAGCCUCCUCGGGAAGACUUCCUCAACAGCCGGAUGCUGAUGCCCCAAGACAUCAUGGCCUAUCGGGGCCGGGAAGUGGUAGAAACCAGCCUACCAUUAAGAAAUACCCCCGGGUGUGAGAGCAGAGCCUUUGCCCCCAGCCUGUACAGUGGUCUGUCCACACCACCAGCCUCUUAUCCCAUGUACAGCCACCUCCCAGUCAAUGGCUUCCUCUUCCCUGAUGAAGAGCUGAGAGAUGCCCGGAUGCCUGUGGCCAACCCCUUUCCCAAGGAACGGGCCCUUCCCUGUGAUAGUACCAGGCCAGUCCAUGGCGAGUACAGCCGGCCAGCCAUGGAGAUGCCACCCAGUGUGUGCCACAGCAACAUCUACUCACCCAAGGAUGCAGUCCCAGAUGAAGCACGAAGCGACAUGCACUACAGUGUGGCAGAGGGCCCCAAGCCUGCUGCCCCCUCGGCUAGAAACGCCCCAUACUUCCCUUGUGACAAGACCAGCAAAGAAGAAGAGAGACCUUCUUCAGAGGAUGAGAUUGCCUUGCACUUCGAGCCCCCCAAUGCGCCCUUGAACCGGAAGGGUCUGGUUAGUCCACAGAGCCCCCAGAAAUCUGACUGCCAGCCCAACUCACCCACAGAGUCCUGCAGCAGCAAGAACGCCUGCAUCCUCCAGGCUUCUGGUUCCCCUCCAGCCAAGAGCCCCACGGAUCCCAAAGCCUGCAACUGGAAGAAGUACAAGUUCAUCGUGCUCAACAACCUCAACCAGAAUGCCAAACCAGAGGGGCCAGAGCAGGCUGAGCUGAGCCGCCUCUCUCCGAGGGCCUACCCUGCCCCACCUGCCUGCCAGCCACCCAUGGAGCCUGAGAACCUUGAUCUCCAAUCCCCAACCAAGCUCAGUGCCAGUGGGGAGGACUCCACCAUCCCCCAAGCCAGCCGGCUCAAUAACCUCGUUAAUAGGUCCCUGACAGGCUCACCCCGCAACAGCAGUGAGAGCCACUCACCACUCUACAUGCACCCCCCGAAGUGCACAUCCUGCGGUUCUCAGUCCCCGCAGCAUGCAGAGAUGUGCCUGCACACUGCGGGCCCCACGUUCCCAGAGGAGAUGGGAGAGACUCAGUCUGAGUACUCAGAUUCCAGCUGUGAGAACGGGGCCUUCUUCUGCAAUGAGUGUGACUGCCGCUUCUCUGAGGAGGCUUCGCUCAAGAGGCACACACUGCAGACCCACAGUGACAAACCCUACAAGUGUGACCGCUGUCAGGCCUCCUUCCGCUACAAGGGCAACCUUGCCAGCCACAAGACCGUCCACACAGGUGAGAAACCCUAUCGGUGCAACAUCUGUGGGGCCCAGUUCAACCGGCCAGCCAACCUGAAAACCCACACACGAAUCCACUCGGGGGAGAAGCCCUACAAAUGCGAAACCUGUGGAGCCAGGUUUGUCCAGGUGGCCCACCUCCGUGCCCACGUGCUUAUUCACACUGGAGAAAAGCCUUACCCCUGUGAAAUCUGUGGCACCCGCUUUCGGCACCUUCAGACUCUAAAGAGCCACCUGCGCAUCCACACAGGAGAGAAACCUUACCAUUGUGAGAAGUGUAACCUGCAUUUUCGUCACAAAAGCCAGCUGCGACUUCAUUUGCGCCAGAAGCACGGUGCCAUCACCAACACCAAGGUGCAAUACCGUGUGGCCACCACUGACCUGCCUCCGGAGCUCCCCAAAGCCUGCUGAAGCAUGGAGUGUUGAUGCUUUCCUCUCCAGCCCCUUCUCAGAAUCGACCCAAAGGAUACUGUAACACUUUACAACCUUCAUCCCAUGAUGUAGUGCCUCUCUCAUCCAGUAGUGCGAAUCGUAGCUGGGGUGGGGGGGUGGG
Molecule: messenger RNA, 3622 nt
Organism: Dipodomys ordii (Ord's kangaroo rat)
Lineage: Eukaryota; Metazoa; Chordata; Mammalia; Rodentia; Heteromyidae
Gene: Bcl6
Product: B-cell CLL/lymphoma 6
Exons: 10
Coding region: 1360-3480 (706 amino acids)
Biological process (GO): regulation of cytokine production; negative regulation of transcription by RNA polymerase II; regulation of immune system process
Molecular function (GO): protein binding
Source: RefSeq, a predicted model, not a curated record